AUGCCAGAUAUUGAGGCUUUUGCGUCUGUCGAUGGCCCGGAUGCAGGUUUUUAUUACCGAGAUAAGCUACCUUUACUCUCUCUAGAGGAGAAAGUAGCUUUACUUUCUGGCAUCAGCUUCACGAGUACUGCGGGCGUGGCGCGAUUGGGUAUUCCACCAUUGAAGGUAAAAAUUGAAGAAGGCGAGGGUGAUUCUAUCAAUGGCGUUCGUGGCGCUCUAUCACACCUUGACGACACCGGUACUGCGUGUUUUCCGAGCUCAACAUGCCUUGCAUCUACUUGGAACACAAAAUUGCUUCGAGAAUUCGGCGAAGAAGUGGCAAUGCAAGCAAAGUCAAAAUCCGUGCAAGUGGUGUUAGGCCCCAAUAUCAACCUUCACCGAGAUCCGCGUGGCGGCCGCAACUUUGAAGCUUUUAGCGAAGAUCCCUUGGUUACUGGUCAACUUGCCGCUGCAAUUGUGGAUGGUAUUCAGUCUCAGGGUGUGGGUGCUUGCGUGAAGCACUUCGUGGCCAAUGAGAGUGAAACGGUGCGCAGGCGCUACAAUGUCGACGACUCGGGGGAUAGUAGAACUAUGCGAGAACUCUAUAUGCGAGCUUUUCAGCAUCUGCUCCGAGAAGUCAAUCCUGUUUCAAUUAUGACAGCAUAUAAUGCGUUGGAUGGUCACUUCUGCAGCCAGAGCCCAUUACUGCAAUCACUACUUCGUGACAGCUGGAAUUACAACGGGUGUAUCAUGUCAGAUUGGUAUGGGACCAAGAGCACAGACGCCGCAUUGAAGGCUGGGUUGGACUUGGAGAUGCCUGGGCCGUCUGUCUUCCGUGGUGCCAAACUUAUUGAAGCUUUCAACCAAAAAGAAAUUUCUGCAGAGGCACUUGAUGCUGCAGUGACGAAUGUUCUGGCAAUGGUCGAUCGUACUGCUACAAGCCACAGCGACAAGGAAGAAGAAUCUCGAGUCUGCGACCAGACCAAGUCUGUCGCAUUGCGAACUGCCGCGGAAGGCAUGGUUCUCUUGAAGAAUGACAAGAAUGUGCUUCCUCUCAGCAUUGCGGAGGAUAUUAAAGUCGCUCUCAUUGGGGCAGCAGUUAUCAAGCCAUCAAUGACUGGUGGCGGAAGUGCAUGCGCUAAGCCUCAAUACGUUAACACUCCUCUUCAAUGCUUCCAGAAUGCCUGCAGAGAUCCAAAGCAGGUCUCUUUUGCUUAUGGUGUCAAUCCUCAUCAUGCAGUUCCCAUCAUGCCUGUCGGGAUCACACAGUCACGGGAUGGGACUCCUGGUGUUGAUGUAGACUACUUCCUGGAUGGCUCCAAGAUGCCCUUGUUUUCAGAGCAUAUCGGGCAACCCAUUGUCGUAAUGCUUGGAAAGCUAAAGCCAGGUCUUCCAAAAGCCGGAUUCCACUAUGUUAUGGAAACUACCGUCACAGCAAAAACCAGUGGCAACCACAAAUUGGCUGUGCAAGCCACUGGAGAUUUUACUCUGUCUGUUGACGGGCUCGAGAUUCUCUCAAAGCCUGCCCCAGUGAUGACAGUCGAAGAUUUUUUGUUUGAACCUAAAAAGCUAGAAAGUAUCAUUGAAGUUCAUAUGGAGGCUCAACGAUCAUACAAAAUCACGCUCUGCACACAUUCAAGAGACAUUGUUUCUGGGCAUGGGGAGAUCUCACCACACUCGGCUAAGCUGUGUUUUGAAGAAGAACAUAAUGAUCGCACCGCUAUCGCCGAAGCAGUGAAAGUCGCCGCAGAGUCCGACGUCAGUUUGAUAAUUGGUGGUCGCACCAGCGAGUACGAAUCUGAGGGCUUCGAUUUACGAAUGCUGAAGCUUCCCGAGAGCCAAAUUCGCAUGAUCAAAGCAAUCGCCAGUGUUUCUCAAAAGACAAUUCUUGUCCUUCAUGGUGGCAAUCCUAUCGAUGUCUCAGACUUUGUGGACGAUGUUGACGCGGUGAUCGUGGCGCACUUCCCUGGUCAAGAAGGGGCGCAGGCUCUGGUGGAUAUUAUCACUGGUAAAACCAACCCCAGCGGAAGAUUGGCCACUACCUGGCCGAUGCGUCUUGAUGAAGCCUCAGUUCCAUCUUUCUCACAUUUCCCAGCAAGAGAUAUUGGCAACGGACCUGUCUUACGGUACUCCGAAGGCUUGAAAGUGGGCUAUCGGAAUCCCAAUACUGCUGCUGCUAUCCGAUGGCCUUUUGGCUUUGGUUUGUCUUACUCUACUUUUGAGUACAGCAACUUGGAGCUAGUUGCUCAGCAGGAUGUCAAUGGAAUCAGCUCCCUGAAAUGCUCGAGCAUCAUGAUUUCGAUUACUGUUGACGUUCAGAACAUGAGUCAGAAAGGUGGCAAGGAAGUCAUCCAAGUGUACUCCGAGCCUCCGGUGGACUCUGUGAUCUGGAAGCCGCGCUCCGAGUUAGUUGCCUUCACAAAAGAGUGGCUUGAGCCCAACGAAUCCAGGAAGGUGCAAAUUUGGGUCUCCCAGCGAGACAUGAGUGGAUAUUGGAAUAGUGAGACCAAAUGCUGGCAGUCUUUGAAUGGCAUCUAUAAGAUCAAGGUCGGCGGUUGUGAAGCCUGUAUAUUUGUUCAAGAUACGGCAACCUGGGAUGGGCUGUGA
This is a messenger RNA of Penicillium soppii, 2586 nucleotides long. RefSeq names its product glycosyl hydrolase family protein. Gene Ontology annotation, molecular function: beta-glucosidase activity. Lineage: Eukaryota; Fungi; Ascomycota; Eurotiomycetes; Eurotiales; Aspergillaceae. The transcript is spliced from 4 exons. Gene Ontology annotation, biological process: glucan catabolic process. The record is from RefSeq and is a predicted model, not a curated record. The coding region runs from base 1 to 2586 and encodes 861 amino acids.